GGGCCGCGCCCCUUCCGGCGGGCGCUGCCGGAACCAGCGCGGGGGGGGCGGCCGGGCCCGGGACGCCGAUUGCCCUCUUGCCUGGCGCCGCCGCUGCCCGCCGCCGGUCACCCGUCCCCUUCCCUCAUGGCGGUGGAGCGCCCGCUCCGGCCUCCCCCUCCCCCCUCUCCUCCUCUUUGUCCGCGCGCGGCGGCGGCGGUGCCGCUCCCGGCGGGGAUGUGAGGGGCGGUGAGCGCAGAAACCUAACAUUGAAAUACUUAAGAAGUGAAUGCCUCUGGAUUUUGGAACAAAAUUGUGAGUUUAUAUGGAAGAAAUGCUGUGGCUGUUCUCAAACUCUCUUACAAACUGAUUUCAAUGUUUCAGUGUUGCGUCAUCUUGUGUUGAGUAACAGAAGUUCUGCUGUUCAUUGAUCAAUGUGACAGUCUUUAGUAGUUUACGAGAUGAGCCAAACUCGUGGGAAAUAUGACUUCUGUAUUGGUCUCGUGUUGGCUAUGAGUUCCAGCAUUUUCAUUGGAGGAAGUUUCAUCCUGAAAAAGAAAGGCCUUCUCCGGUUAGCUAGGAAAGGCUCCAUGAGAGCAGGUCAAGGGGGUCAUGCAUACCUUAAGGAGUGGCUGUGGUGGGCUGGACUUCUUUCAAUGGGAGCUGGCGAAGUAGCUAACUUUGCUGCCUAUGCUUUUGCACCAGCUACGUUAGUGACUCCUUUAGGAGCUCUCAGUGUUCUUGUAAGUGCCAUUCUGUCAUCCUUCUUUUUAAAUGAAAAACUUAAUCUACAUGGAAAAAUAGGGUGUUUGCUAAGUAUACUGGGAUCAACUGUGAUGGUAAUUCACGCUCCACAAGAGGAGGAAGUAGAAACUUUGAAUGAAAUGUCCCACAAACUAGGUGAUCCAGGUUUUGUGGUCUUCGCAACUCUUGUUGUCAUUGUGUCUUUAAUUCUAAUAUUUGUGGUGGGACCUCGCCAUGGACAGACCAACAUUCUCGUGUACAUAACAAUUUGCUCUGUAAUUGGAGCAUUAUCGGUCUCCUGUGUAAAAGGUUUGGGCAUCGCUAUAAAGGAACUUUUUGCAGGAAAACCAGUGCUGAAACAUCCCUUGUCUUGGAUUCUGCUGCUAAGCCUUAUUGUCUGUGUGAGCACGCAGAUCAACUAUUUAAACAGGGCUCUGGAUAUAUUCAACACUUCGAUAGUGACUCCAAUAUACUAUGUAAUCUUUACGACAUCCGUUUUAACUUGUUCUGCCAUCCUUUUCAAGGAAUGGCAACAUAUGGCAGCCGAUGACAUUAUUGGCACCUUCAGUGGCUUCCUGACGAUUAUUGUGGGGAUCUUUUUAUUGCAUGCCUUCAAAGAUGUUAAUUUCACCCUAGCAAAUCUGCCCCUCUCUUUGCGGAAAGAUGAGAGAGCAGCGAAUGGCACUUUGCUGAGCACAUACGACUGCUUUAAUCAUGACGAAGAGAGUUCUGCCUGUCUGGGUGAAAUACAAUCCACUGAGAGCCUCUCAGCCAGGAGAAACGGAAGUCUGUCAGCCUUCUGAAAAUAUCUACGUGUUACUUAAGAAAAGACGAUUCUGUAACUCUGGAAUUUAUUUUUUUUCUGCUGUGAAAUGUCUGAGCUUGUCUGGAAACUCAUGUACUUUUUAACAGUAUGUGUAGACAAUCGUUAAUUUUUAUGUUCAAUUAGUUUGGAUAAAGAACACUGAAGGGGUUUUUAUUUGCCUUAUUUUUACUUUAAAAAAAUACUAAAAUGACCUCAGACCACAGUUGGUUUUGUUGCUUAAGUUAUGUGUAAAUACUUUCAUUUCAUUCUUCUGGUUUAAGAUGUAUUGCACUAAUGACAAUUUUAUCAAAAAUAAAUCGCUUUAUUUCUGCAUUGGUGGUAAAAAGAUUGCAGUGAACCUGGAUCCUUUGUACUUGUGCCCUGGCUGAACGGAGUGACCGUAAAUGGCAGGAGCUGCAGUAAGUGCGUGCUCUUGUCCCAGUUUGGAAAAGAGAAAAGGGAAAGCUACAACCAAGGCAGGCUAAAGCUGCUGCUCAACUACAGCUGUAUGUUAAACUUCAACCUCUGCAGGAUUUACAUCAAAAAAACCCCCAACCGUACCAAAUCAGAGUAACUGGCUGGCAGCAACAAAGCAGGAGCUUCUCUGCUUGGGUAGGUGAGACGGGAGUUCCUGCAGUGCCAGUUUAUGCAGGAGGAAGAAUUUGAGUUGUUAACAGCAGCAAAAAAGCUGUUCCCUCUUUUGUAAGAGAGGCCGGGUCCGGUCUGUUUGCUGCCCUGCCCUGGCUCUGUAGCUGCUCCCUGCUUUUCCGGGUACAGCCUGAACACACAGAAUUGCAGUUUUGUUUGCGGGAACAUGGUUACUGGCUGUGACACUAAGCUUUUAAAAAAUGGCCAAAAAAUUAGAACAUAACAUUGUUGCUUAAAAAAGGGGUGAGGGAGGGGAGUGGUAAUUUAA
Chroicocephalus ridibundus (black-headed gull) is the source of this 2444-nucleotide messenger RNA. It is a transcript of the gene NIPA2, whose product is annotated as NIPA magnesium transporter 2. Gene Ontology annotation, molecular function: magnesium ion transmembrane transporter activity. Bases 441 to 1526 code for a protein of 361 amino acids. NCBI's taxonomy places the organism in Eukaryota, Metazoa, Chordata, Aves, Charadriiformes, Laridae. Gene Ontology annotation, cellular component: membrane. The transcript is spliced from 8 exons. The record is from RefSeq and is a predicted model, not a curated record. Gene Ontology annotation, biological process: magnesium ion transport.